Carassius gibelio (silver crucian carp) is the source of this 2150-nucleotide messenger RNA. RefSeq lists its product as uncharacterized. Bases 311 to 2044 code for a protein of 577 amino acids. Gene Ontology annotation, molecular function: nucleic acid binding. The record is from RefSeq and is a predicted model, not a curated record. The transcript has a single exon. Gene Ontology annotation, biological process: DNA integration. NCBI's taxonomy places the organism in Eukaryota, Metazoa, Chordata, Actinopteri, Cypriniformes, Cyprinidae.
GUCACCUAAAAAAGUACAUGCAAUUGUCAAUGCGCCAAUUCCAUCAAACAUCACACAGCUAAGAUCAUUUCUAGGCCUGUUAAACUAUUAUGGGAGAUUCAUACCCAAUCUGGCAAACAUAGCGAAUCCUUUGAAUGCCCUGUUGUGUAAAGGGAAACGCUGGCAAUGGUCUGAGGAGUGUGAUGCUGCAUUUAAAAAGGCAAAAGAACAAUUGGUGUCACAAAAUGUUUUGACACACUAUGACCCUCAGAAUGCAAUUCGGCUUGCAUGUGAUGCAUCACCUUAUGGCAUUGGUGCCGUCAUUUCCCACAUGCUACCCAGCGGUGAAGAAAAGCCAAUAGCUUUCGCAUCACGCACACUUAGCAAGGCAGAACAGAAUUAUGCACAGAUUGAGCGCGAGGCUCUGGCCAUAGUGUUUGGGGUCAGAAAAUUCCAUCAUUAUCUUUACGGACGGAAAUUCACGCUUUUCACGGAUCACCGCCCCCUUACUACGAUCUUUGGCCCACAAAAAGGAAUUCCGUCUAUGGCGGCAGCACGGAUGCAAAGGUGGGCAUUACUUUUGUCUGCGCACAAUUAUACAAUAGAGUACAAAAGAGCUGAGCAUCAUGCAAAUGCUGAUGGUCUUUCCCGUCUGCCGUUACAAGUAGAACACAGUGAGAAAAUGGAUGCAGUAGAGCUAUUUUACCUCGAACAGAUGGAGAAACUCCCUGUCAGUGCCACGGAUAUCCGACGUGAGACUAUGAGUGACUCAACCUUGUCUACAGUCGUUGAAACGGUCAUAAAAGGGACCCAAGCUGUCAACCUGACUGGUAAUAAUGAACUCUCACCUUUCAUCUCCAAACGCGCUGAGCUGUCCGUCCAACACGGGUGCUUAAUGUGGGGCAUGAGAGUCGUGGUUCCCCUUAAGCUGCAGAAAAGAGUACUGGAGGAACUGCACACUGGCCAUCCAGGAAUAGUCAGAAUGAAAGCCAUUGCUCGCAGUUAUGUGUGGUGGCCUGGUAUUGAUGCUGACAUUGAACUGUGCAUGAAAAUGUGUCAGUCAUGUCAACAAAUACAGAAAAUGUCACCCCAAGCACCCCUCCACCCAUGGGAGUGGCCAAGCAGACCAUGGGAACGUAUUCAUGUAGAUUUCGCUGGCCCAUGUGAGGGUCACAUGUACCUAGUCGUAGUUGAUGCACAUUCGAAGUGGCCUGAGGUGCAGUUGAUGACAUCAACAACAGCAGGGAGGACAAUUGAAGUUUUGCGGAACCUUUUCAGUCAUUAUGGACUGCCUGAAGUCCUGGUGAGUGAUAAUGGACCACAAUUUGUCUCUCAGGAGUUUGUAACUUUCCUGAAGGCCAACCAUGUGAAGCAUAUCCGUUCAGCCCCAUAUCAUCCUGCAACCAAUGGGCAGCCUGAAAGGUUUGUUCAGUCGCUAAAACAAGCAUUGAAGGCAUCUAAGGGCUCUUCCACUGUUCAGAGACGGUUGGAAACAUUCUUGCUGACGUAUCGCAACACACCACAUCCAACGACUAGAGAGGCCCCUUCUAGGUUGUUUUUGGGACGACAACUGCGCACACGGCUGGAUGCCUUGAAACCCAGUGUGACAGCUGCCGUGCGACUCUCACAGACCUCCCAGGUCCUCCGCCGUGCUGGUCGUUCAAAACCAAGACAGUUUGGAGUCGGCGAUGCAGUUCUGGCUCGUGAUUACAGAGGGAGAGAAAGAUGGAUAUCAGGUGUGGUGACGGCUCAAAGUGGUCCAGUGUCUUAUAAUGUGGAUGUAGGAACUUCUGCGGAAUGGCGACGCCAUGCUGAUCAACUCUUGUCCAUUCCGAAUCAAGCAGCUGAAACUCAGGUGACACAACCACCUGACAUCAGUGAUGUACCGGUUCCUUUACAGACCUCUGUAAAUGACACUUCUUCAGCACCACCAACCAGGGAACAGGAUGUUAACAGUGACGCAUCAGAGUCUCAGAUAAAUCAUGGCAAACUCAACAUUCCAUCAGUGCAGGUCAGAUGUUAUCCAGCCAGAGUGAUUAAACCGCCCAAUCGUCUGACAUUAUAAAGCCAUGAGAAACUCCUGUUGAACUGAAAUGUAAUUAGUUAUGUUAGUGAGCCUGUUCUGACAAGGGGCAGAAUAAUCCCCGAACUGGCUCGAGGCAAGAGGCAGU